Messenger RNA from Cercospora beticola, 2124 nucleotides. Its product is annotated as alpha-amylase. Lineage: Eukaryota; Fungi; Ascomycota; Dothideomycetes; Mycosphaerellales; Mycosphaerellaceae. Gene Ontology annotation, biological process: carbohydrate metabolic process. The record is from RefSeq and is a predicted model, not a curated record.
GGCUAAAUAGAAAUGGGCCAUUCAAUCGGCGAGAGUACAUGUAGGUGAAGGAUUGCCGUUCCUCUCUUUCUUCAUCGCAUACCAAAGCGCAUAGCAAGAUGUCAUGGCUAAAGCAGAAUCUGUCCAACCUCCGCGAUGAAUUCAGCUCGGCUUCUGGAGCACCUCCACCACAGCACCAGCCAACUACCGCACCACCACCACCUCCUGUUCCUCCUCGACCUUAUCCCUCCCAGGCGUCAGGCCAGCAGGGAUACACGCCAGACAACCCUUUGCUCUUCCAGGCUUUCGAAUGGCACAACAAGUCUGAGUCUCCGCCCCCUCACGAAACGCACUGUCACGGCUCGCACUGGUCGCGACUCAGCCGCCUAUUGCCCAAGUUGAACGAACUCGGUGUCACAUCAGUGUGGCUACCACCCGGAUGUAAAGCGAAUAACCCAGAUGGCAACGGUUACGACUGCUACGACUUGUGGGACCUGGGCGAGUUCGACCAGAAAUAUACGCGCAGUACGAGAUGGGGAAGUCGCGAAGAACUGCAUGAUCUAGUUCAAACAGCCAGCAAACUACACGGACCACAUGGUUACGGAGGUGUAGAGCUCAUCUGGGAUGCAGUAUUGAAUCACAAGACUGCUGGAGACGCAGUGGAAGAAGCUUGGGCUGUUGAGGUCGAUGGACAUGAUCGCAGGGUGGAAAUUUGCGCACCAAAGAAGAUUGAGGCAUGGCUGAAGUAUGAAUUCCCAGGUCGAGAAAGAGAAGGCAUGAAAUAUAGUCCGAUGAAGUGGAGAGCAGAGCACUUCAGCGGCACGGAUUGGGAUCAGCGCAGCCAGAAGAAUGCCAUUUACAAAUUGAUAGACGACCCUGCGACUUGUCCAAGGCCGAACGAUCAGCAGCUUCCUAUGCCUGGCAAGCCAAAUAAUGGUUUCAACCGUUUCGCGAGAUUCGCAAAAGAUGCAAUGAAGAGCGCACUCCUUGAUGGCCCUCCGGCUAAACGACCCGGUAAGGGUUGGGUAGACGAUGUGGAUCACACGCAUGGCAACUACGAUUACCUUCUCUUCUCGAACAUUUACUACCACCACCCUGAAGUUCGCAACGAUAUCCUACAAUGGGGCAGAUGGAUGGUUGAAGACGUUGGCAUCAGUGGGUUCAGACUGGACGCUGCACAGCAUUUCAGCUGGCACUUCACACGAGAGUGGAUUGGUCAAGUCCAUGCUGCUAGUCGAAGACGGUUUGGCAAGGAUGCGUUUGUCGUCGGCGAGGUACUGGCUGCCGAGGUCAGCAGACAGCUCAGAUGGCUUGACACAGUUACUCCGCAAGGCUGUGGUACGCAGCUGGCAUAUGCUUUCGAUGCGCCCUUGCUGUACAGCUUCAGUCGCGUGUCUGAAGAUGUACGCCGAGGCAGCAAGAACGCUGAUCUCAGAACUCUGCUUUCCGGUCCAGGAGAUCCGGACAAGCAGGCACUGGUAGCGGUCCGGCCAUAUCAAGCUGUGACAUUUGUCACCAGUCAUGAUACACAGACCGGACAGGCAAGUUGUGUCCCUAUGGAUCAGGGUCUCAAGGCACUAUUCUACGCGUUCAUCUUGCUUCGCGCUGGAGGGUUACCAUACGUCUUCUGGGGUGACCUAUACGGAGUCUGUGAAGGUAAGAAAGGAGAAGCGGCCGAAGACCCGCAUUGCCGACCACCUUGUGAGGACGGUCCUCACUGCGAAAAUCCUGUACUGCCAUCCUUGAUGCUUGCUCGGAAGCUCUUUGCGUACGGGGCGCAGACAGACUCUAUGGACAGCCAGUCAUGCAUUGGCUGGACGAGAUCAGGCACUCACGAUCGACCCGGCUGCGUAGUCAUCAUGAGCAUCGAUAAGCCAAAUCAGUGGACAGUCAAGAGUAUGGUUGCUGGUCAGCCUGGCGAGAGGUGGAUUGACAUUCUGAAAGGACCAGAAGGUCGACCAGAGGUUGUGAUUGACGAGCAGGGCCGUGGUUUGUUCGCGUGCAGAGGGCACACCGUCAGCGUGUAUGUGAGAGAAGACACUGCGUUUCUGGGCAAUUUCCCUGUUGAAUUUGAUCACGACCCAUAUAGUCAAUAGGAUGGACGCUCUGAGCCACCAGCCACAGAUGACAGUGCACCAGGCGUGG